UUAGCAGAAGUAUAACAACUUAAUUUGUAUUUUCACAGUCAGUUAUUAGGUAGCUAAGUGAAAGCUUUAAGAAAAACGCAUAUGAAGAAAUUAAGUGCAAUGUAUAGUCUGCACUUCUUACUAAUACUAUAUUAAUUGUUGCCAAAAUAUCCGGACUGGUUGAUUAGAUUUACUUUUAUUUACAAUUUUGCCAAUUCUUUUAUUUAAAAAUGUUUAAUGGCUUUAAAUAUAAAUUACAGUUUUACGACAUAGGAGGUCUUUACUAUAUACAGUCAUUCUAAUCAACUCAAAUAACAACGCUUGCACAAGUUUCGACCUGUAAUGCUGACGUUCACCCUUGAGCACCUCGUUUCAUAGUUGCCAUAACAACAGCCACUACCAAUAUCUGUUGUAGGGGAGCGUUGCCAUAGCAGUCAGCUGAUGUAAGGAGAUAGCUAUAGGGAAAAUGACAAGCUACCCUUGCUCUGAGAUCAUUAGUCGGAUUUAAGGACUACAAAACAGAAAGGAGAAUAUCCUGCCAUAGGAGUUCCUUACGGUUGGUUCCGAAUUGUUAAGCUAGCUUCUGUUUCAAGGACCAAGCUAUCAGUGCAGUAUGCUUAGUGGAAUUGCAACCUAUUUUUUCAAAGGGAAGGAGACUCCAGGAUCUAAUAAAGAUGAAAAUACAAUUUAUGUGAUGAAGGAGACAGAAGAUGAAUGGCUUCUUGUUGAUAUUAGUGAACCUGAAGAAAAUCUAUCCAAGCAUCAACUGGAUAUUAAAUAUCACUCCAGCUCAAAAAAUAGAAGCACAGCAUGGAAACAUCAAAGCUCCAAAGCUGGUGCUACUGGUCUACUUUCUGUCGAACUGCCAGAGAAAAUAGAAUCACUAACAACCACACCAGCCAGUCCAGUUAGCCCUACCCAGAUGGAAGGAAGUUGGUAUAUUACACCACCUCCUUGCUUUACUGCUGGGGGACCUGUUCACGUUGAGAUAUCUCCUUUGGAAAACCUUCUGAUUGAACACCCCAGUAUGAGUGUUUAUGGAUCAGCACGUCCACAGGUUUUGUCCACUCAAAACAGAGAAGUAAACACUAUCCAAAUACUAGAUGCAAGAAAUGCUGAGAAUUCAGUAUUGAAUAUUGAGAAAGUUGAGCCACUACAAACAGCAGCAACCACAACUGCUACAAUUAUUAACUUGAAAACUAAUAGUCGUAGGGGUAGGACUCUUGCAAGCACAAGAACACGACAAGAAACUUCUGCUCUAACUUCAAGAACAGAUAUACUCGAGCACAUUGAAAAUGUGCGGCCAGCCCAACAAGCCUGGAAGCGACGUGAGCAGAAGCAACUGCACAAGUCUCAUCUUGAUCGCCAGAAUCGUACUUGCCAUGUACAAGCUAGUGUUAGAAAAACUCGCAGGAAGGAACGCCUUAUGCAACCCCCUGGAGCUAAUAACAGUUGGAAAUGUUGAUGUAUUAUGCUGGUUAAUAACCCAAAUGUUAGUUUUGUUUUGUUUUGCCUUACAAUUACAUAGUCUUAUAAACAUAUUUGCAUAGAAUCCAGGGAAAGGGGGAGAACAGCAUAAUAUGUUCCAGCUCAUUUUAAUUCUUCCAUAUAAUAGUCUCAGGUUUUACAGAUACCCGUCCGAUGAAAUCACGUUAGUAUAUGUUAAACAGUGAAGGCUAUAGUUAAUGAGAUAUAAAGUGAUAUAGUUUUAAGUUGUUAAUUCAAGUUAUUUAUGCUUAUUGUCUUGCAAAUAUCCAAUAAAUAAAUUGUAAGAUUUGCAAAUAAAUUUUAUCUAUUUUAACUUGUACAUUUAGUUCAAAUUCUAGAUAAUUAUUUGUAUCUGUAUGAUAAAAGAUGAUGUUUGAUUUUUGUGAAUGAAACCUAAGUCUGAAAGAGAUAGUGUCAGAUGCUUCUUAUUAUAAAUAUUUUUUUGGUAUUUGAAAACUUUUAAGUUACAGAUGUGAUUUGUAUGUUAUAUUGUAAGCUUUAAAAAAGACUGAAACACUUAAAUUUAAUAUGCAGAAUGUCUAUGUGCAAAUCAUAAUUUGUAACAUAAGUUUCUAUUUCUUAUCCAUUAAUUUUAAACACAAAAGUUUUGUUCAUUUUAAGUUAGGAUUUUAUGAAAAAAGUGUGAAACUUUCACAAGAUAAAUUCCUCCAUAUGUUUUUCAAUAAAAAAUCUAAAAGUAUAUGUAGUGGUAUAUAUUCCACCUCACACUGCCAAAACUUGCAAUAUAUAUAUAUAUAUAUAUAUAUGUAAGUAGUAAAAUAGGAUAUAUCAACCUAUCUUAUAUAUACACCCACACUUGUUAUGAGAUGUUACAUAUGACAGUAUGGGUGUAUAUCUAUAAAUACAUCAUUACGGAUGUCCUUCAGCAAGAUUUAUAAGAAAAAUGUUAUCUAUGUCAUUGAAAUAUUUUGAUUCUUACAGUACCAUAAAAAAUUUGAAUAUCUCUAAAAGUUUAAUUCUGAUAGUAACUAAGAAAAACACUUUUUAUUUCAUGUAUGACAUAUUUAAAUAAAUAAAAUUUCAGCAUUUACCUUUUAAUGACAAAAGGUACAAGUCAAAAUAACUUUUUAUGGAAAAUAUUUUGCAUUUUUUAAUAUCAAGACUUACUGCGUAUUUAAGAGAACAUGUCAGAAUUUACUGUGUUUACAUAUUAAAGCGGAUUGAAUUUUUAAGGGUAAAAAUAUACAUUUUCCUAUGUUUUUGCUUAAAAAUGUGUUUCAAAAAUUUCAUUUUUAUACAAAAAAGUUGCAGAUUAAUGUAAAGCAAUAAUCUCUGCAUUGCAAAGAAGAUCAUGAUAAGACCUCCCUCACAAAGAAAGUUAAGUGAUGAUAGUAUGGCUAUAAUCUUACAUAGUGAAUUUCAUUAACCAUUCUUAAUUAUUGUUCCUAAUAGCUUAUAUAAUGUUUUUACAUGGAUAUUCUAACAGUCUCUUCAAAUAACUUUAGAACAUAAAAACAUGUUUUAUAAUCAUUGAUAUAUAUAUUUAUUUGAUAUAUCUUAUGAAAUUCAAUUCUAAAUUUUGAAUUCACAAUAUACUUUCGCUGUGGGUCUUUUAAUUUUUAAAUGAAUAGAUAAUAUGAAAAAAUUAAUAUUCUAUAAAGCUCAAAAAAGUAAAUAAUAUAGAGAGCAAAAAUCCUAUUUCUAACACUGAAUGGAAUAUUUUGUACAUAUAGUAUAAGUUUUGAGCAAUCAUUCAUAUAUAUAUAUUAUCAUUUUAUGAAAUUAAUGUUUCUGGUUGCUUAAUACAAUACCUGAAUUUGUUUUUAGUAUUUGUAAUCAGCUUACUACUUUCUAUAGAAGUCAAGUUUUCUUAAUUGAUUGAAUUCUUUGUAGACUUUGUUUUCUAAAAAAAGUGAUUUUUCAUAAAUACAAAAUUUAAAAGUGAAUAAAUAGUUUUAGUAACAAA
This is a messenger RNA of Limulus polyphemus (Atlantic horseshoe crab), 3394 nucleotides long. Its product is annotated as tumor protein p53-inducible nuclear protein 1-like. Gene Ontology annotation, biological process: autophagosome assembly; positive regulation of DNA-templated transcription. Gene Ontology annotation, cellular component: nucleus; autophagosome. NCBI's taxonomy places the organism in Eukaryota, Metazoa, Arthropoda, Merostomata, Xiphosura, Limulidae. Bases 593 to 1444 code for a protein of 283 amino acids. The record is from RefSeq and is a predicted model, not a curated record. The transcript is spliced from 4 exons.